AUGCUACUAGUGAAAAGUCAAUUGAUUGAUAAGAGAAAAAGAUUCUUUUUUAUUUUACCAUUUGGUAUUGCCUUUCUAAUUGCAUGUAUUGGUACAUAUUCACGUUUUCUUGCUUUACCAUCAACAUCACUACGCAAAGCAGAAGAUCCAACUUAUCUUACUGCUGCUGUUUGGACAGUUCAUUUUGGUUAUGAUAAUAAUGCUCGUCCAAGUCUUGAUCGUGUUGCAUCCGUACUUGCUGAUACGAAUGCAGAUGUUAUUAAUCUUCUUGAAAGAGAUACAGGAAAACCAUUUUUUCGAAAUAAUGAUUUAACAUCUUAUUUAGGAGAAAAAUGA
Messenger RNA from Rotaria sordida, 336 nucleotides. NCBI's taxonomy places the organism in Eukaryota, Metazoa, Rotifera, Eurotatoria, Philodinida, Philodinidae. The record is from the annotation of a GenBank genome assembly.